Messenger RNA from Aspergillus puulaauensis, 816 nucleotides. Its product is annotated as PDGFA associated 1 family protein. Gene Ontology annotation, molecular function: RNA binding. Lineage: Eukaryota; Fungi; Ascomycota; Eurotiomycetes; Eurotiales; Aspergillaceae. The transcript has 3 exons. Bases 1 to 816 code for a protein of 271 amino acids. The record is from RefSeq and is a predicted model, not a curated record. Gene Ontology annotation, cellular component: cytosol.
AUGGCGCCCCGUGGUCGUGGAGGAAAGUUCUCUAAGCCAAACCGGGGAGGUGGAAAACACUUCAGCCGAGAUAUCCAGACCGUCGACAAAGAUGGGAACCCCGUUAGCAUGUGGCGCGACCCCGCCGAUGACCCCGAGUCCUCUUCCGAAGAAGAAGAAGAAGAAGAAGAAUCCUCCACAGAAGAGACGGACGAGUCUUCCGACGAAGCCGGACCAAGCAUCAGCUCAUCCAAAUUACCCAGUGACGACCUAGCACAAGAGCAUCCCGAACUAACGCGCGAAGAACGCCGUGCUCUCACAAAGGCAAAGAAAGCCGCUGGUGCAGCGCGCAGAGCUCAAGACCCUGCACAGCCCGGCGACCUACCGCCUAGCGACUCCGAGUCCGAGACACAACCCUCCAAUAAUACCCGAAGUAACGUCACCAAAGGGAAAGACAAGGAAGUGACUGGAGGGGAAGACUCAGGCGACGAAGACGAUGGCCUUGGCCUCCCUGCUAACCCGAACUAUACAUCUAAACCCAAGAAAACAGAAGAUGAAGAAGGCGGGGAGAGCCAGCUUUCACGCCGGGAACGGGAGGCUAUUGAAGCGCAGCAGGCGCGGGAGCGAUACAUGAAGCUUCAUGCGGAGGGGAAGACAGACGAAGCCAGGGCGGAUUUAGCGCGGUUAGCGAUUGUGAAGGAAAGAAGGGAAGCGGAGCGGUUGAGGAAGGAGGCCGAGAAGGAGGAGAAGGAGGAGAUUGCGAGGCAGAGGGCGGAGGAGAGGGAGAGGAAGUUAAAUAAGGGGGGUGGGACGAAGAGGAAGGGAGGAAAGAAAUAG